GGGCUCCCCGGCAGCGCGUGCGCCCUGCGGCGCUGGCCGGGCUGGCCGCCGGAGUGCGCAUGCGGGCGGCUCGCGCAGGCCCGGCAGUUGCAGCCGUAGCUCCGGCCCCUUCUCUCCCCUGCCACGUACGGGUGGCGGCGGCGGCGGCGGCCGGGCCCGGCCUGCCCUUCACCGGCGGGACCGCGGAUGAAGCCAGACUUCCUGUUUUCUGACACUGAUAGUACAUGGCAACUUAUCCUGUGUCCUGAAGUGAGUGAACUGUGUCCAAUAAUCCAGCAUCAGUAAGAUAGACAAGAUCUAUUGUUUUGGCCCUGUCCAAAACAGUGAAGAAAGAAGGCGACAUAUGACUAGCUAUCUAGAUGUUUUUUUUUUCAUUCCUCUGCUCAGUUACUUAUCUGUAGUUUCUGUUUUUCUUUUAAUUUAAGGCCUUUGUGUUAUUUAACAAGAGAGAUGCCUCAUACAAAGUGGUCUGCAGACAAUAAGGAAUCCACCAUGAACGGGCAGCUGGACUUAAGUGGGAAGUUGAUCAUCAAGGCUCAGCUUGGGGAAGAUAUUAGGAGAAUUCCUAUUCAUAAUGAAGAUAUCACCUAUGAUGAAUUGGUGCUAAUGAUGCAAAGAGUUUUUAGAGGAAAACUUCUGAGCAAUGACGAAGUCACAAUAAAAUAUAAAGAUGAAGAUGGAGAUCUUAUAACAAUUUUUGAUAGCUCAGAUCUUUCCUUUGCAAUUCAGUGCAGUAGGAUACUUAAGCUGACAUUGUUUGUGAAUGGACAACCAAGACCCCUAGAAUCUAAUCAGGUGAAAUACCUGCGUCGAGAGCUGAUUGAACUUCGCAAUAAAGUCAAUUGUUUACUGGACUGUUUAGAACCACCAGCUGAACCAGGACUUUCCACUAAUCUCCCUGAAAGUGAUGCUGUAGAUGGUAGGGAAGAAAAGCCUGCUGCUGCUGACUCUAAUGUUAAGCCAUCUACUCAAGUUAUAGCAGCAAGCAUGUCGGCAUUUGAUCCGCUAAAAAACCAGGAUGAAAUCAGCAAGAAUGUCAUGUCAGCGUUUGGCUUGACAGAUGAUCAGGUGUCAGGACCACCCAGUGCCCCUGCAGAAGAGCGAUCGGGAACACCAGACAGCAUCGCUUCCUCCUCUUCCGCAGCCCACCCCCCUGGUGUUCAGGCACAGCAGCCGCCUUACCCUGGAACACAGCCACAGCCUGGUCAGGUGGAAGGUCAGAUGUAUCAACAGUACCAGCAGCCUGGUUACCCUGCCCAGCAGCCACAGGCUCAGCCUCAGCAGCAGUACGGGAUGCAGUACCCAGCAGGCUACAGCCAGCAGCAAACCCCCUCACAGCCAGCCCAGCAGUUCCCGGCCUACAGCCAGCCUGCCGCCCCGGCCGCCGCCUUCCCUGGGCAGCCGCAGCAGCUGCCGGCGCAGCAGCCUCCGCAGUACCCGGGAGGCAGCUACCCCCCGCAGCCCUACACCACCCAGGCCUCUCAGCCCGCACCCUACAGCGGCCCCCCCGCCUCCCAGGCGGCCCCUGGCACCUACCAGCCACGGCCAGGCUUCACCUCCCCGCCUGGCAGCACCAUGACCCCCCCGCCCAGCGGGCCCAACCCCUACGCCCGCAACCGGCCUCUCUUCAGCUCCCAGGGCUACACCCAGCCGGGACCUGGCUACCGGUAAGGAGGUGCCGCCCGGACGUGCGUGACCAGCCCCUGCGAUUCCACCCCAACAGACUCCAGGAUUUGUGAUGGAGAGUCCACAACUGUAAUGAGGCAAAACUAUAGCUGUUAAUUAAAUUCUGCUGGGGGGAGAAGGGUAAAGAUCAAAUGAAUCUUUCCUGCUUUAAAUUGUAUCUGCUUCCUAGUUUAAUUUGGGGCUGGGUUGUUUUGGGGAAUCACUACCUAAAUGUCUGUAAAGUGAUUGACAUUCUAGCUUGCCUUGUUUGAAGGAUAUGAAGAUUCUAGUUGGAAGUUUAGCCCACUUAUCAGGCUUGUUUCUACUAAUACCGUGAUGUACUAAAUUAGAUUCCUUCUGGAGGUAAAACCUAGAUAUGAUGUAUUAUAAAUUGUAAUGCUCACAUGGAAAACUAAUAAAAACCCUGAAUCUA
Messenger RNA from Columba livia (rock pigeon), 2098 nucleotides. RefSeq names its product trafficking from ER to golgi regulator (gene TFG). Gene Ontology annotation, cellular component: endoplasmic reticulum exit site. The record is from RefSeq and is a predicted model, not a curated record. Gene Ontology annotation, molecular function: identical protein binding. The transcript is spliced from 10 exons. The coding region runs from base 451 to 1671 and encodes 406 amino acids. NCBI's taxonomy places the organism in Eukaryota, Metazoa, Chordata, Aves, Columbiformes, Columbidae. Gene Ontology annotation, biological process: COPII vesicle coat assembly; endoplasmic reticulum to Golgi vesicle-mediated transport.